Molecule: messenger RNA, 3485 nt
Organism: Lemur catta (Ring-tailed lemur)
Lineage: Eukaryota; Metazoa; Chordata; Mammalia; Primates; Lemuridae
Gene: PGBD1
Product: piggyBac transposable element derived 1
Exons: 7
Coding region: 798-3221 (807 amino acids)
Molecular function (GO): sequence-specific DNA binding
Source: RefSeq, a predicted model, not a curated record
GCACUGUGCUAGGUCCUGGGAUGUGAUCUCAGUCAGAUACGUCCUGGGCCCGCCACACCGCCCUGGCUACUGGCAUCUCAGGUACGUCUGCGUGCACUCAUCAAGAAGUCCAUCAAUAUUUGUUGAAUACCAGGACCUCUCUGCAUGGCUAGCGUGGGCUUCCUCACAGCAUGGCAGUCUCGUGACAAUGUGCCGAGAGCUACAGGGACACUUCCUCUUACAAUGUAAUUCUGCCAUAUUCGAGUGGUCAAAGCAAGUCAUAGGCCAGCAUGAUUCCAGGGAAGGAAAAAUAAGCUCCAUCUCCUGACAAGAAUAGUGGCCAAAUCUCAUUAUAAAACGUAUUUGAGGAUAGGAGACUUUGGAAACAGUCUAUCACACCUACAUUUAAAGUGGACUAUUCAAUGAGAGAUACACAGACAGAUGACCUUUGAGACUAUUAUUUGUCCAUGAAGGCAGCCAUUUAGCUCAGUGGGUAAAAUUAUCCCUUCUCCCCAGCUAACAUGUAAGCUGCUCAAGCAUUCUAAGUUAACACUUCGUCCUUCAUAUCCUACACAUCCCUAACCUCUGGGCUCAACCCCUUUAGUGUUCAGGGCAUGUAUUAAUUUCACUGAUGAUAGAGGUAAGCAGGUUCAGCUUUUGAGCUUUACCUAGUGGGGGGGACAAAAAUAUAAGUACAUUACAUAGAGUUUUGAAUCUCUUAUAAUUUGCAUAUUACUGAUCAAUUCUUAUACCUCAGAUGUACAUUUCUGAACAUAGACCCCAGCUAAGUGAACCUUUUUCUAGCCUCUAAGCUCAACAUGUAUGAAGCUUUGCCAGGCCCUGCUCUUGAAAAUGAAGAUGGCUCUCUUAAAGUGAAGGAGGAAGAUCCCACCUGGGAGCAGUUGUGCAACGCACAGGAGGGCAGUUCCCACACUCAGGAGCUUUGCCGCUUACGCUUUCGGCAGUUCUGCUACCAGGAGGCUCCUGGGCCCCGGGAAGCUCUGGCCCAACUCCGAGAAUUUUGCCAUCAAUGGCUAAGGCCAGAUAUGCACACCAAGGAGCAGAUCCUGGAGAUACUGGUGCUCGAGCAGUUCCUGACCAUCCUGCCCAAGGAGCUCCAGGCAUGUGUGCAGAUGUAUCCUCUGGAGAGCGGCGAGGAAGUAGUGACAGUGCUGGAGAAUACAGAGACAGGACAUAGAGACACAGGACAGCAGGCCUCUGUCUACAUUCAGGGACAGAACAUGCACCUAGAGGUGACAGAUUAUCAUGGAGUCUCUUUGGAAUGUCAGAACCUCCAGCUCCUGCCUGGUGAAAGUACCUUGAAGUGUGAACCUCCACAACUUCACCAAGAGAACCCCCAAGAAGUGAGUGGGCCUGUCCCCCAGGGACUAGACCAUCUCCAGGAAAAAAGCCCCAGAGACAAGGCAGCAGUGCCUGAGUUUAACCCAGCCAGGUCCCAGACAUCAGUGAAGACUGAGGAAGAAACAGCCCGGGCCCCUGCCCCACAGGAGUGGCCACAUCUGAGUCUGGCUCAGAGGAACCUCUGUGGGAACUCAGCUCAGGAGAAGGUUGCGAGCCUCAGUCUUAUGACUGAAGAAAUUGUAACUAAAGAUGGAUUGUUUGAUGCAAAGCAAGAAACUUCUGAAGAAAUGAAACAAGGUUGGGAGGCCUCAGGAAUACCCAACAGAGAUCAUGCACCCCAGAUCCCUUAUAUUCCUGUCCCUACUGAAAGGACAGUUGCACAUUUGAACACUCUGAAGGACCGUCACCCGGGUGACUUAUGGGCCCGGACGCACAUUUCAUCCUUGGAAUAUGCUGCAGGAGAUAUUACCCGAAAAGGGAGAAAAAAAGACAAAGCUCGAGUGAGUGAACUACUCCAAGGCCUCGCAUUUUCUGGUGACUCAGAUGUGGAGGAAGAUAAUGAGCCUGAGACCCAGCCUGCUCAAAAGAAGCUAAAGGUGUCAAGUGUCCCAGAAAAGAAUUGGACCAAAAGAGACAUUAAACCCAACUUUCCAAGCUGGUCAGUCCUGGAUUCUGGACUUUUGAAUCUCAAGAAUGAAAAGUUGAAUCCAGUAGAGCUCUUUGAAUUAUUUUUUGAUGAUGAAACGUUCAACUUAAUUGUCAGUGAAACCAAUAAUUAUGCUUCUCAGAAAAAUGUCAGCUUGGAAGUCACAGUUCAGGAAAUGAGGUGUGUGUUUGGUGUUCUGCUUUUGAGUGGAUUUGUGAGGCGUCCCAGAAGGGGAAUGUAUUGGGAAAUCCCUGAUGCUGAUCAGAACUUGGUUAGAGAUGCUAUUAGAAGGGACAGAUUUGAAUUGAUUUUCUCAUACCUGCACUUUGCAGAUAAUGGCCACCUAGAUCAAAAAGAUAAGUUUACAAAACUGAGGCCUCUCAUAAAACAAAUGAAUAAAAAUUUCCUCUUGUAUGCUCCCCUAGAAGAAUACUAUUGCUUUGAUAAGUCAAUGUGUGAAUGCUUUGACAGUGACCAAUUCCUGAAUGGAAAGUCUAUUAGAAUUGGCUAUAAAAUUUGGUGUGGUACAACCACACAGGGUUAUCUGGUUUGGUUUGAACCCUAUCAAGAAGAAUCAAGUAUGAAGGCAUAUGAAGAUCUUGGCCUUGGGUUAGGUGGAAAUCUAGUGAUGAACUUUGCUGAUGUUCUUUUAGAGAGAGGUCAAUAUCCCUAUCACCUGUGUUUUGAUAGCUUCUUUACAAGUGUUAAAUUAGUGUCAGCCUUGAAGAAGAAGGGAGUGAGGGCAACAGGAAUGAUUCGUGAGAACAGGACUGAAAAAUGCCCCCUUAUGAAUGCAGAACAUAUGAAAAAAAUGAAGAGGGGGUAUUUUGAUUUCCGAGUGGAAGAAAAUGAUGAGAUAAUUUUGUGUCGUUGGUAUGGUGAUGGCAUUAUCAGUCUGUGCUCCAAUGCUGUAGGCAUAGAACCAGUGAGUGAGAUAAAUUGUUUUGCUGAUGAUGAAGAGAUCCCUCAGAUAAGUCAACCAUCCAUAGUGAAAGUGUACAAUGAAGGCAAGGAAGGUGUAGCUAAAAUGGAUCAAAUUAUUUCCAAAUAUAGGGUGAGGAUAAGAAGCAAGAAAUGGUACUCAAUUUUGGUGAGCUACAUGAUUGAUGUAGCCAUGAACAAUGCAUGGCAACUACACAGAGCCUGUAACCCAGGUGCCUCUCUAGACAUCUUGGAUUUUCGGAGAUGUGUUGCGUAUUUCUACUUGGAACACAAUGCUAAUCUGUCAGAUUAAGGCAGAUAAAUGGGCACAAUGCAGACGUUAACAAGACAUAGCAAAAUGAUAACUACACAGUAGAUUGUACCCUUCCAAAGCAAAUCUGAUGUAUGUAGUGAAAUUAAGUAAUAUUUUAAAAAUCAGACAUUUAUAUAGAGUUUCAAAGACUUGUAACAAAUAAUGGUAAAAAUCAUCUGUGAAAAUGUUGAACUCCAGUGGUACCCUUUCUCUAUGUCUAAUUUUGUGUCAGACAUGUGGGGAAGCAUUUAUUUGUUGCAUUGA